CACUUGCACCCCAAAUCGCCUUACGGUUGUUUGGACUUCAGCGGGGUCUUUUCUAUGUCUGUGGGAAUUUGUUUCGGGCAGAAAGCACGGACAGAGAAGGACCACAGCAUUUCUCAACAAGGAUAUUUUGUCACAUUUGAAGACCCCAGGCUUUUGUUAUCCAUUUAAAAAAGACACACUCCGUUCCCCCCCCUCUACCCGGUCCUGUGAUACAGGUGUUGUUGCCGUCCUGUGACGGAUUUUUCCUCUCAGCAGUCGGGUGUAAGGAGGAGAGGAAGCAAAGAUGCCGAAACCGAUCAAUGUCCGUGUGACUACCAUGGAUGCAGAGCUGGAGUUUGCCAUCCAGCCGAACACUACAGGAAAACAGCUCUUUGAUCAGGUGGUGAAGACGGUGGGACUGCGGGAGGUUUGGUUCUUUGGCCUACAGUAUGUGGACAGUAAGGGCUACAUCACAUGGCUCAAACUCAAUAAGAAGGUGACCCAGCAGGAUGUGAAGAAAGAGAACCCUCUGCAGUUCAAGUUCAGAGCCAAGUUCUUCCCUGAGGAUGUCUCAGAGGAGCUAAUCCAAGAGAUCACCCAGAGACUCUUCUUCCUGCAGGUGAAGGAGGCCCUCCUAAACGAUGAGAACUACUGUCCCCCAGAGACAGCUGUGUUACUGGCGUCAUACGCUGUCCAGGCCAAGUAUGGAGACUAUGGCAAAGAUGUGCACAAGCCUGGGUACCUCACCCAUGACAGACUGCUGCCUCAGAGAGUCCUGGAGCAGCACAAGCUGACCAAGGAGCAGUGGGAGGACAGGAUACAGACUUGGCAUGAAGAACACAGAGGAAUGCUCAGAGAGGACUCAAUGAUGGAGUAUCUUAAAAUCGCCCAGGACUUGGAGAUGUACGGAGUCAACUACUUUGAGAUCAAAAACAAGAAGGGAACACAGCUGUGGCUGGGUGUGGACGCCCUUGGCCUUAACAUCUAUGAACACGAAGACAAGUUGACACCAAAGAUCGGCUUCCCCUGGAGUGAGAUUCGAAACAUCUCUUUCAAUGACAAGAAGUUUGUCAUCAAGCCUAUUGACAAGAAAGCACCCGACUUUGUGUUUUAUGCCCCAAGACUGCGCAUCAACAAGCGGAUCUUGGCGUUGUGUAUGGGUAACCAUGAGUUGUACAUGAGGAGGAGAAAGCCCGAUACUAUCGAGGUGCAGCAAAUGAAGGCUCAGGCCCGGGAGGAGAAGCACCACAAACAAAUGGAGAGGGCCCAGCUGGAAAAUGAGAAGAAGAAGCGAGAGCAUGCGGAGAAAGAGAAGGAGAGGAUAGAGCGCGAGAAAGAAGAGCUCAUGGAGAGGCUGAGACAGAUUGAAGAACAGACAAUGCGAGCCCAGAAAGAGCUCGAGGAACAGACUCGCCGGGCCUUGGAGUUAGAGCAGGAGAGAAAGAGAGCGAGGGAGGAGGCAGAGAGGCUGGAGAGAGAAAGGAAAGCAGCUGAGGAGGCCAAGGCUGAGCUGGCAAAACAGGCCGAAGACCAGCAGAAGAACCAGGAACAGCUGGCUUCUGAACUGGCUGAAUUCACAGCAAAGAUCGUUCUCCUGGAAGAAGCCAAGAAAAAGAAAGAUGAGGAGGCCACAGAAUGGCAGUCUAAGGCUCUGUCAGCGCAGGAGGACCUAGAGAAGACCAAGGAGGAGCUGAAGACCGCGGUAACAGUGGUGCCAGCUCCUCCGGGCGGCAAUGCUGAGCAUGACGAGCAGGAUGAGAACCAUGCAGAGGCCAGCGCUGAGCUCUCCAAUGAGGGCGUCAGCCAGCUAGAUCUUCGCAGCGAGGAGGAACGCGUCACCGAAGCUCAGAAGAAUGAGCGGGUGAAGAAACAGCUGCAGACGUUAAGUUCAGAGUUGGCCGAGGCCAGAGAUGAAACCAAGAAGACACAGAACGAUGUCCUACACGCCGAGAACGUGAAAGCAGGCCGAGACAAAUACAAAACGCUGCGUCAGAUCCGAUCGGGCAACACGAAGCAGCGCAUCGAUGAGUUUGAGUCCAUGUGAGAACAGGACCUCUGGCGGUCUUGUUCCUGAACUUUCCCCUCAACGGCUGCUCGCUUUUCAUGGACAACAGAUGCUGCCAUACUCGAGUCCUCCUCAACACCUUCAUUCCCAAACCAGGCAAUCUUGAGAAUUCAUCUCGUCAAACUUUGCCAAAGUCCUUUCCCACAUCUCCGCUCGGAAACUUUCGGAUAUUUUCCUACACGCCACUCUGAACAAGCAAGCUAUCAUCCUACUGCAGAGAUGAUUUAUAAUCCGUAAAUGCAGGAGGAAAGAAAAACUAUUAAACCAAAAUGAAAGCAAUUGGAUUGUUUUAUUUUGAGCAAACAUGGCCAUAGAAAGCUACUUUUGUUUUUUCUUUUUGUAUUUGCUUGACCACUUGUAUGCAAAGCUUUAGUAUGAUUCCAUGUCUUCAGUUAAAGAUGACCUUUUCUCUGCUUGUUUUUAAGUUCUUCUCUUCUGCUUUUGUUUGACUCGUUUUAUUGAUAACGCCCUUCUUUUUAGUUAAAAAGGAUAAAAAUUAGGUUGCUAUGUUUCUUCAGCGUUAAAGUUCUGCUACGUUAUCAUGUCAACAUAUCAUACACUAGAUAUGCUAGCCAUUACUCUUAUUUAAUCAAUUCCAACCAUAGGAAUUGUUUAUAUAACAAUUACACUGCAGUAUUUUAAUAGUUUUAUUUUCAGGCAGAAAAUCAAGAAUAUGAACAUUUUCAGAUUUUGAAGAAGACCCCUGUAGGGAAAAGAGCCACCCAUCUUGUCACACGGCAGGUUUUGAUGAUCGAAUGUAGCAAAGGUAACAAAGGGAAAGUGUUUUUUACAUGCAGAGGUGAUAGAAUAGCAUGUAAUGAGCUUUUGCCACUGAGCUAUCGCCCUCGAGCUUGAAAGUGUUAUGAAGAUAAGCUAAUUGUGUGUGUGUUUUCCAGUUGCAUCCCAGUGUUUCACACCCAGUCACUAUAGAUGGUUUUCUCUGCCUACCAGCUCACAGAGGAAUCCAGGGUAUUAAAUAGACAGACAGAGUAACAGAUAGAUGAGUAAUAAGUCCAGCCUGUUUUUCUGUCUGUCCAACUGUAUGAGUGUGUGUGUGUGUGUGUGUGUGUGUGUGAGAGAGAGAGAGAGCGAGAGAGAGAGUGAGCAUGUGUACAGAUGUGGACGCUGGCACCUCUCUGGCCGGGGAGCUUAUGAAAACAUCAGUCCCAACCCGGGACAAAUCUCUACCUCAGUAAUGUUAGCAGUGGUGACUGACAGUCAAACACUCAGGGUGUCCCCCCUCCCUCCC
Molecule: messenger RNA, 3293 nt
Organism: Scomber scombrus (Atlantic mackerel)
Lineage: Eukaryota; Metazoa; Chordata; Actinopteri; Scombriformes; Scombridae
Product: radixin-like
Exons: 15
Coding region: 284-2023 (579 amino acids)
Biological process (GO): positive regulation of early endosome to late endosome transport; regulation of cell shape; positive regulation of protein localization to early endosome
Cellular component (GO): apical part of cell; plasma membrane; filopodium
Molecular function (GO): actin binding; cell adhesion molecule binding
Source: RefSeq, a predicted model, not a curated record